This is a messenger RNA of Carlito syrichta (Philippine tarsier), 1187 nucleotides long. It is a transcript of the gene GPR39, whose product is annotated as G protein-coupled receptor 39. The record is from RefSeq and is a predicted model, not a curated record. Gene Ontology annotation, biological process: G protein-coupled receptor signaling pathway. Bases 207 to 1187 code for a protein of 326 amino acids. NCBI's taxonomy places the organism in Eukaryota, Metazoa, Chordata, Mammalia, Primates, Tarsiidae. Gene Ontology annotation, cellular component: membrane. Gene Ontology annotation, molecular function: G protein-coupled receptor activity. The transcript has a single exon.
GGCGGCUCCGGGCCUCUCCGAGGUUCGACAGCUCCAGGAAGUUUCCAUGAAAGCACCUGAAACACCAAGUUAUCUUGGCCAGAACUCCAGUGAGAAAAAGCCCCGCGCCCACUCAGGUGAGUUGCACCCGGGAACUCUGGGCUCUGCAGAGAGGAGGAAGGGAAGUUGAGAAAGUCUUUGGACCUGGUGGCCUGGCUCUCUUCCUCAUGGCUUUGUCCAGCGGCCCCGGCAGGGACUGCUCCCAUGUCAUCGACCACAGCCACGUCCCCGAGUUCGAGGUGGCCACCUGGAUCAAAAUCACCCUCAUCCUGGUGUACCUGGUCAUCUUCGUGGUGGGCAUCGUGGGGAACAGCGUCACCAUCCGGGUCACCCAGGUGCUGCAGAAGAAAGGCUACUUGCAGAAGGAGGUGACGGAUCACAUGGUGAGCUUGGCUUGCUCGGACAUCCUGGUCUUCCUCAUCGGCAUGCCCAUGGAAUUCUACAGCAUCAUCUGGAACCCCCUGACCACGCCCAGCGACGCCCUGACCUGCAAACUCCACACGUUCCUCUUCGAGGCCUGCAGCUACGCCACGCUGCUGCACGUGCUGACGCUCAGCUUCGAGCGCUACGUCGCCAUCUGCCACCCCUUCAGGUACAAGGCCGUGUCGGGACCCUGCCAGGUGAGGCUGCUCAUCGGCUUCGUCUGGGUCACCUCCGCCCUGGUGGCACUGCCCUUGAUUUUCGCCAUGGGCACCGAGUACCCCCUGGUGAAUGUGCCCGGCGCCCGGGGUCUCACCUGCAACCGCUCGCGCACCCGCCACCACGAGCAGCCCGAGACCUCCAACAUGUCCAUCUGCACCAACCUCUCCAGCCGCUGGACCGUGUUCCAGUCCAGCAUCUUUGGCGCCUUCGUGGUCUACCUCGUGGUCUUGCUGUCCGUGGCCUUCAUGUGCUGGAACAUGAUGCAGGUACUCCUGAGGAGCAAGGCGGGCCCGCUGGCCGGAAACCCGCAGCAGCAGCAGCUGAGGAAGAACGAGAGCCCGGAGAGCAGGACCGCCAGGAGACAGACCAUCAUCUUCCUGAGUGAGUCCCAGGGGGAGGGCGACCUGGGAGCAGCCCCCCCCCCCCCACCUGUGGACUUCAGGAAGUCUUGCUCUACAAGUGUAAACUUGAGUUCACUGAGGUGGAAGAAUCUUACAGCAGAAUGA